AUGGUGGAUCGACUGGUGGAUCGACUGGUGGAACUCGGGGUUGAUCCAAAGGAGAGAUCGAAUGACGGCUGGAAUCCUCUUCAUCUAGCAGCAGAGAAUGGCCAUGUUGUGAUGGUGGAUCGACUGGUGGAAUUCGGGGUUGAUCCAAAGCAGAGAUCGAACGACGGCUGGACUCCUCUUCACCAGGCAGCCCUUAAGGGACAUGUGGCGAUGGUGGAUCGACUGGUGGAACUCGGGGUUGAUCCAAGGGAAAGAUCGAAUGACGGCUGGACUCCUCUUCGCCUAGCAGCACAGAAUGGCCAUGUUGCGAUGGUGGAUCGACUGGUGGAACUCGGGGUUGAUCCAAAGGAGAGAUCGAACGACGGGUGGACUCUUCUUCACCAGGCAGCAACUCAAGGACAUGUGGCGAUGGUGGAUCGAUUGGUGGAACUCGGGGUUGACCCAAAGGAGAGAUCGAAUGACGGCUGGACUCCUCUUCACAUGGCAGCA
Lindgomyces ingoldianus is the source of this 489-nucleotide messenger RNA. Its product is annotated as ankyrin. Lineage: Eukaryota; Fungi; Ascomycota; Dothideomycetes; Pleosporales; Lindgomycetaceae. The transcript has a single exon. The record is from RefSeq and is a predicted model, not a curated record. Gene Ontology annotation, molecular function: protein binding. The annotation marks the transcript as partial.